Molecule: messenger RNA, 375 nt
Organism: Coregonus sp. 'balchen'
Lineage: Eukaryota; Metazoa; Chordata; Actinopteri; Salmoniformes; Salmonidae
Source: the annotation of a GenBank genome assembly
AUGGCGGAGGAGGAAGACGAAGCUGGUUUUGACGAUGAUAUGGAUGACGGGGCGGGUGGAGCCGAUGGGAACCACGGCAAAAGGAAAAGGCUGUUUUCCAAAGAACUUCGGUGUAUGAUGUAUGGGUUUGGAGAUGACCAGAAUCCCUACACUGAGUCAGUGGACAUCCUGGAGGACCUUGUGAUCGAGUUCGUCACGGAGAUGACACACAAAGCCAUGUCCAUCGGACGCCAGGGCCGUGUCCAGGUGGAGGACAUUGUUUUCCUUAUCCGGAAAGAUCCAAGGAAGUUUGCCAGAGUGAAAGACCUCUUGACGAUGAACGAGGAGCUGAAAAGAGCGCGCAAGGCCUUUGAUGAAGCGAACUAUGGCUCUUAG